CCCUCUGAUUAAACAUAAUAGGACUCGGACUUGCUUUGCCUUUCUUUUUGGCCCUUUAGUGCCUCUUCAGCCACUGACUCUCGGGUUUUGGAUCUUCUGGCUACAGAGAGGGGACACACAAUGUUAACUUUGGUUGUGUUCUUGCUUUGUGCAGCCUCCUCUGUCUCAGCUUCUGCCAAAGGUGCUGCUGGACCCCGACUCAACAACAACCAGCUGCACAAAUUCAGCUACACCACCGAGGUGCUGGUGGACAGGAGCAGGGGGUCAAAAGAGGGCAGUGCUGGCUACAGGAUCUCAAGUGAUGUGGACGUCAAUCUGGUGUGGAGAGAUCCCAGCAGCAAAGACGACCAACUGAUUCAACUGGCGAUCUCAAAUGUGAGGAUCGAACCAGCGUCGAGUCGACCCGAGAAGAAGAAUGUCCUCCAUGGAUCCACUACAGAGAGCAUUUUGGGAAAGACCAAACUAGCAGCUCUGACCAAACCUUUCUUGUUGCAUCUGAAAAAUGGGAAGGCAAAAGCAUUUUACUCCUACUGGGCUGAACCUGCAACCAUCAAGAACCUAAAGAGAGGGGUGGCCAGCUUACUGCAAGUGCAGCUCAACACUGGGAAGGUUAUAGAGAAUGACGUGUCUGGAAGGUGCACAGUCGUGUACAAGGCAGAAAAAGGUCACGUGACGAGAACUAAGCUCCUGGAGACGUGUAAGACUGCGGACACCGGAUUCACCACACACAGUCAGGUGUUGGGUGUGAGCAAGAAGUCUAGUUCUGUUACAACGUUCAAACUUGAAGAUGGUUUCAUCCACUCUGCCAUGGCUGAAGAAAUGCACUCACUGGCGAUUCACGCCCGCAGAUCUGCUGCAGCUAAAGUUGUGUCCAGGCAAACCCUCACAUUAGUUAGGAAAGAGGCCGGACCACUGGAGGCUGCUGGGAAAGAUGUGUCUGGGGUUGUCAAGUCAAUCGAUGCCAAACUAGCAGCUGUUGGUAUCAUUGCAGAGAAGGUCAAAACUCAGUGCAAGGGCUGUCCAUCACUUUUUGAACACUGGCAGACUCAACAGAAGCAGCUGGAGCCAGCGAGCCUGUCCAAAGCCACGGCUCCUCGCAGCUUCCUGGCACUCAUUCAGAGCAUUAGGAAGGCGUCCAAGGACGAGAUCCUCAAAGUGCUGAAGAGCGCCAGCAAGACAUCUCUACCUCAGGUGGUGGAUGCUGUGACCUCCGCUCAGACCACUGCAUCUCUGGAUGCCAUGCUGCAGUUCCUCAACUUCACCGAUGCCAAAGGUUUGGUCCUGCAGGAGAGGUUUCUCUACGCGUGUGGUUUUGCCUCACAUCCCGACGAAAAAAUGCUCAAGGCUUUGCUGGACAUUUCAAAGGGAAAGAUCGGCAGCGCAGACAUCAAGGAGUCAGUGGUGAUCAUAAUGGGAGCCUUGGUCCAUAAACUGUGUCAGAAAGGAGGGUGCAACUUACCGACAGUGGUGCAGGUGAAGAAGCUGAUUUUGGACGGUCCUGACAGCACACAGGUGGAGUCGGAGGUCCAGAUGUAUCUCCUGGCUUUGAAGAACUCUCUGCUUCCGGAGGCCAUCCCUAUCUUCACCAAAUAUGCAGAGUCAGAGGUGGGAGCUUACAGCACCAUCGCCCUCACUGCCCUGCAGAGAUACGACGUCAAUCUCAUGACUGAUGAGGUGAAGCGGACAGUGAACAGGGUUUACCACCAGAAUCGACGGAUCUAUGAGAAAAAUGUGAGAGCCGCUGCUGCCGACGUUAUCCUCAGUAGCAACCCGUCAUACACAGAGGUCAAGAAUCUGCUUCUGUCUGUUGGAAACCUGCCUCAUGAAAUGAACAAGUACAUGCUGUCCAAGAUCCAGGACAUCCUGCAUUUCCAGAUGCCUGCCAGCAAAGUUUUACGUCAUGCUAUGAAAGACAUGGUUUCCCAUAACUACGACCGUUUUUCUAAAGUUGGGUCAUCGUCUGCGUACUCAGGAUUCAUGGCACAAUCUGCGGAUGUGACCUCCACAUACAGUUUGGACAUCCUGUACUCAGGUUCAGGGAUCCUGAGGAGAAGCAACAUGAAUAUUUAUGGUGCUAGUAAAGGAGCAAUGCUACAUGGACUUCAGGUGGCGAUUGAGGCCCAGGGUCUGGAGUCUCUGAUUGCUGCCACGCCCGAUGAGGGAGAGGAGGAUCUGGAGUCGUUUGCAGGGAUGUCAGCUCUGCUGUUCGACGUUCAGCUGCGGCCCGUCACCUUCUUCAAGGGUUACAGUGACCUCAUGUCCAAAAUGUUCUCCAUGACCGGGGAGCCCAUGAAUGUUGUGAAGGGUCUCAUCCUGCUGACUGAUCAUUCUGAGGUGAUCACGCUGCAGUCCGGUCUUAAGGUGAGCGCAGAGUUCCAAGGUGGAUUAGCCAUUGACAUUUCUGGAGGCAUGGAGAUCAGUCUGUGGUACAGGGAGUCCAAGACCAGCGUCAACAACAGGGGAGCAUUAGUGGUGACUGGCAAUGUUACAGUGGACAUGGACUUUAUGAGAACGGGUGUGGAGGUCAGCUUUGAAACAGAGGCGUCCCUGGACUUCAUCACCACUGUCCAGUUUUCUGAAUAUCCCUUCCUGGUGUGCAUGCAGAUGGACAAAUCUACUUUCCCUGUCAGUGAAUACCUGACCAGGUAUGAGAGCGUGUCAUCAGGAAAGAGCAUUAUGUCGCGUAAGAGCAAGAAACAGCUUGUCCCCGGCUCUGAAUUCCCUCUUCACCAGGAGAACUCAAACAUGUGCAAAAAGGUUUUUGACUCCAGUUGGUAGACGAGACACCAUGAACUAUCCAGGAGCAAAUAUUUUCACUGAAAGAGGGUUUAUUGCAUUCAGGGACCGCUAUCACACCUCAGCCUCAUGCAGUGAAAGUAUGCAUGAAAGUAAAGUGGUGAAUAGUUGUUUUUUUUUAAAAAACACAAUGCAAUGUUUACAUUCCUGCGAGUAUUUGAGUCAUUUUUAAUUUGACAUUUUGUUUGAAAUCAGGAAUUCUUGCAUUGUCUUUUUUUUUUUUUUUACAGAUUUCCUCAAAUGUAUUUAUGAUGGGCACACACAGGAUGUAUAUUUUAUUUGAUGGGUACUCGGCAUGAAUUAUCACUGUAAUAAUCCCAACAGUUACAGUCAAGAUGUACUUGUAAAUAUCACACUGGAAACAGUGGAUUAACCCUCCCCCAUGAAUAGAUACGCUCCUUUCUGUCAUAUUCCUUUGUUUUUUAAUUAAAUGUGUUUACGAAGGAGAACUAAUGUAUUGUUUUAUGCCACACUUGAAAUAACUUAUUUAGCAGAGAAAUGGAAUGAAUUGAUAUUAUUCAUAAUCACGUUGGUGAUUUUGAAUUGUUCCUUCAGAGAUGAUUCAUCGUCUUUACUUUGUACUUCCCAGAUUUAAGGCAAAAAUCAGAUCUCCACAAGUCAAUAUCAACACUUGAAUAUAUUUUUUGUACUUAGAUGUAAUUGGUCUGUUUGUCUAAACAUUUUGGUAGUUUUACGACUUUUGAGCUACUCACUACUUUGUGUUUCCAUAUUUAGGGAUCAGUUUGUUAAUGUAUAACUGGCUGACAAUAAAU
Messenger RNA from Plectropomus leopardus (leopard coralgrouper), 3569 nucleotides. RefSeq names its product microsomal triglyceride transfer protein (gene mttp). NCBI's taxonomy places the organism in Eukaryota, Metazoa, Chordata, Actinopteri, Perciformes, Serranidae. Gene Ontology annotation, biological process: lipid transport; cholesterol homeostasis; lipoprotein metabolic process. Gene Ontology annotation, molecular function: lipid binding. Gene Ontology annotation, cellular component: Golgi apparatus; basolateral plasma membrane; endoplasmic reticulum. The record is from RefSeq and is a predicted model, not a curated record.